UCGCUAAAGGAAGUAGUGAUGUGUAGUAUUUUUUCAUCUUUGAGUUGGUCAAAUCAUUCAUAAGAUAGAGUGCCCCUGCUGUCUUGGCUAUUGUGUGUUGCAAGGUGUUUAUCACAACAAUAAAUAUUGUGUGUGUGUUUCCAGGGAAUGAAAUAAGAGGCGGACUUUUCACAACAUUUCAGGGUGAAGUAGCAACGUGCUCCCCUGUAGCCUCCACACACAAGUGCUACGUGUUAGGUUCAGGAAAUGUAUAUUAGUUUACCAAAGCGACUGUAUUUUAUGUUGCAACCUUUCUCUUAACUCGUAAGUUAGUUGCUAGCUAGCAAACCUACAUAUGACACCUGUGUCAAAAUCGACAUGAAAAUUCUGUUUAUAGCUUGCCUCAGUCCCAAAACUGGAAACAACACAACAGCUGAGCGCAUAAGGGACUACAUUGAAAGCGUGGGACACACCUGCGAGCUCAGAGAUGCAGCACAAUUUCAGUCUUCUGCUGAGGUGGCACAGCUACUGUCCCAAGAUCCCCCGUUUGAUGGUGCACUGGCAAUUCAUCUAUAUAAAGCUGGGCGACUGCUCUUAGAUAUUCAAGUACCUUUUGGUGUUAUUUUUGGAGGAACUGACAUAAAUGAAGAUGUCAAGGUCGAACAGAAGCGUUUGGUAAUGGAGCAGGUGCUACAAAAAGCCAGGUUUGCUGUUGCCUUUUCUGAGAAAAUGAAAGAAACUUCUGGAUUAUUUUUGUUUUCCCAGAGGUGUAAAGUUUAUGUCCAACCCCAAGGCAUACAGACAGCCAUUGCUCAAACAUUCUGCUGGACAGAGUUCUUAAGAUGCACAGAUGUUAGCACAGCGCAUGUGGAUGAACUACGGGUCUUCCUCUUGGUCUGUGGCCUGAGAAGAGUCAAAGACCCUCUCUACCUGGUCCAGGUCUUCUCAGAGUGGCAUUGUCAGGAUCCUCUGAAUGUCCUCAUUAUUAUUGGGCCAAAGAUUGAUCCUGUUUUUAGCACAGAAGUUGAGUCUGUGAUUCAUAGAACAGCAGGGGUCUACAUGACCCAGGAGAGGAGCCAAAGGGAGCUGCAUGCUGCCAUGAAGAAGUGUUUUGCUGUGGUUAACAGCUCACUCUCAGAGGGCAUGUCUGCAGCCAUCUUGGAGGCUAUGCACCUAGGUGUCCCUGUGGUGGCCCGGGACAUUCCUGGAAAUUCAGCCAUCGUGGAGCAUGGGAUCACUGGUCUGCUGUACUCAUCUCCUCAGAAUUUUGUGGAUCAAUCUCAGAGGCUGUCGUCAGAUCCUGAGCUGAGAGAGAGACUGGUGAGGAAUGGGAAAGUCUAUGUGGACGAGCACCACAGUAUGAAACAGGAGCGGGAGACUUACCAGAGAUUAGUGGCUACUUUACACUGACUGAGUUCCCUUUAUUGUCCCUGUAUUGUCUUAUAUACUGUUUUAUAACCUGUUUUACAUUAGCUUAAACCAAAGACAAUCUAUGCCUUUAGUUGUUUUAAGCAUGUACUGUACAUGUUACAGCAAAUUUUGUAAAAUUAUUAGUUUACAAUGUACAAUAUAGUGUUAGCCAUUAUUUUAUUUUUCAGUUUGAUUUUAUUUUUGCAAAAAUAGAACUGAACAGCUCAGGACAUAAAGGUCAAUCAGUCAGUGCAUGAUUGUGCCUGUUGAAGACAAUAAGCAAAUAAUUGUAUUCAGGCUGCUGGACCAUUGCUAGAGAUGCUGUUUGUUGAUGUGGUUUAUAAUGAAAAACGAUACGGUAGAACACAAGACAUUUUGAAUGUAUAUUACUCUGUACUGCAGACUGAUCUUUAACAAUAUUGUAUUGUACACUAAUGUUUAGUUCAUAAAGUGCCUUUUUAAUUGACAAUGAACAAAACAUAAAAGUGGAAAAUAUACAUCUGUGUCUUUUUAUGAUAAAAAUUGUGCAACAUAAACCAAUAAAAACAUAUCUUAGACAA
Boleophthalmus pectinirostris (great blue-spotted mudskipper) is the source of this 1949-nucleotide messenger RNA. It is a transcript of the gene glt1d1, whose product is annotated as glycosyltransferase 1 domain containing 1. Gene Ontology annotation, molecular function: glycosyltransferase activity. The coding region runs from base 358 to 1389 and encodes 343 amino acids. The record is from RefSeq and is a predicted model, not a curated record. The transcript has 12 exons. Lineage: Eukaryota; Metazoa; Chordata; Actinopteri; Gobiiformes; Gobiidae.